AUGGCUGACAAAACGACCUUGGAUGCCAAUGCGCAGUCGCGCUUUGACCUGAUCAAUGAGAACCUCGCCGAAAUCAUGAACCCCGAGAUCAUCAAGGGUAUUCUUGCAGAGGGUAAAAACCCUCGCGUUUACUGGGGCACUGCCUGUACCGGUCGUCCCCAUACUGGAUACCUUGUUCCUGCAAUUAAGAUCGCCCAGCUCCUCGCUGCUGACUGCCAGGUGGUCGUCCUCCUCGCCGAUAUUCACGCGUUCCUGGAUAACCUGAAGGCCCCUAUCGAACUCGUCAACGCCCGAGCUGAAUACUACCGGAAGGUUAUCACUGCCCUGCUUCAGGCUGUUGGGGUCAAGACCGACAAGCUUGAGUUCGUACUCGGCUCUAGCUACCAGAAAUCGCCCGAAUAUAUCAUGGACGUCUACAAGCUCUCCUCGGUCACAAGCGAGCACGACGCAAAGAAGGCUGGCGCGGAAAUCGUUAAACAAAGCUCCAACGCUCCGUUAUCCGGACUCCUUUACUCGAUCCUACAAGUCCUUGAUGAAGAAUACCUCAACUGCGACGUCGAAUUAGGAGGCCUGGACCAGAGGAAGUUGUUCGCGGCAGCUGUUGACUGGCUUCCUAAGAUCGGCUACCGAAAACGCGCGUCUGUGUUCUCCCUGGCCUCGAGCAAAAUUGACCUCCUCGACAACCUUGACGUUGUCUCCAAGAAGAUUCGCAAGGCCGAGGCUGCUCCCAAAAUUGUGGAAGAUAACGGUCUUAUCUCCAUGGUUGAAUUCACUUUCCUCCCAGUCUCCAGCCUUAAGGGCAAGAAGGAAUUCCGCUGCCCACGCAAGGAUGAGGAGGACCUGGUUUACAGUGAUAUCGAAUCCCUGAAGACCGACUACGCAAACGAUAUCUUGACCCCACAAAUCCUUAAGGCAGGUGUCACCGCCGCGCUGACCGAGCUGAUGGGCCCCAUCCAGGCCGCCUUCGAAGCCGACAAGGAAUGGCAAGAGAUCAACCUACGGGCCUACCCUCCCCCUGAGAAGAAGCAGAAGAAGAUCAAGGAUAGAGGUUCUCGUCACCCCGGUGCGAAGAAGCCGGAAGAGGCUGCCAAUGAGCAGGACUUGCCCGAGCGCCCGAAGGCUUGA
Penicillium manginii is the source of this 1125-nucleotide messenger RNA. Its product is annotated as tyrosine--tRNA ligase TYS1. The transcript is spliced from 8 exons. The record is from RefSeq and is a predicted model, not a curated record. Gene Ontology annotation, molecular function: ATP binding; tyrosine-tRNA ligase activity. The coding region runs from base 1 to 1125 and encodes 374 amino acids. NCBI's taxonomy places the organism in Eukaryota, Fungi, Ascomycota, Eurotiomycetes, Eurotiales, Aspergillaceae. Gene Ontology annotation, biological process: tyrosyl-tRNA aminoacylation.